AUGAAUCCUCUUAUCGUUUUGGGCUCUAGAAUUGGAGAAGAUCCCCAAGGAUUCUUGGAUGAGAUUCACAAAAUUGUGGAUGCUAUGGGAGUAUCUUCUGGAGAGAAAGAGGAAUUGGCUUCAUACCAAUUGAAGGAUGUGGCCCAAAUUCGGUACACUCAAUGGAACGCAAAUAGGCCGGAGGAAGCGGGUCCUAUAGAAUGGGAGGAUUUUAAGAAAUCAUUCUUGGGUAAGGUGAGGAAAGAUUUAAAAAGGAGUAGGUAUGAGGAUCAAGGACAACCUAGGUUUAAGAAGAGGGCUCCAAAUCAAGAUUUCUCAAGUGCUCCUAAGGUUAACCAUGAAGGAUGUGGUGGUUCUCAAAUUGCUAAGCCUACUUAUUCCACUUGUGGAAAGAAGCAUUUUGGGAAGUGUUUAUCCGGCACUAGUGGUUGCUAUGGUUGUGGGUAA
Messenger RNA from Solanum verrucosum, 447 nucleotides. RefSeq lists its product as uncharacterized. The coding region runs from base 1 to 447 and encodes 148 amino acids. Lineage: Eukaryota; Viridiplantae; Streptophyta; Magnoliopsida; Solanales; Solanaceae. The record is from RefSeq and is a predicted model, not a curated record. The transcript is spliced from 2 exons.